AUGAAGAAGAAGAAGAAGAAGAACAUAUCAUCGGUGAUUGCCUCGUCUUCGAAGAAGGCAUUUUUGAAGACCCAUUUCUCAAAGAAACAUUCGAACCCACCUGAGAAUUUGGUUCCAGAGAACUGGAAAGAAGCUCAGGCGGCGAUCAACAUUACGAAGAAAGAAAGGCGAAAAAUUGCGCAGCAAUUGGAGUUUGGUAGUAGGGUAGAGAAGAGGAAGCAAGGGUUGAGGCCUAUAGGGAAUGUGAGUUUGGAGGAGUAUGUUAAGCGUAGGGAUGAUAAUUUGGCCCAAUUGAACCCCGUUGUUCUAGAUAAUCCAAAUUUUCUUGCGGUGGAGGAGGAUGUGAAUCAUUCAAAGCUGGGUAGCUCAGUUUCGAAUAGUAGAGUGGCACCGAGGAAUCCAAGGCUGGCGGUGUAUGGUGGUACUUUGGAUGACAUUUCAGAGUUUUUCAGUAGUGGGAAUUAUGAUCCUAGUACUGCCCAGAAAUCAGAAGGUCCUCGUAAGUUGUUUACAAAGGACGAAAAAACUUUAUUGAAUAGGCGGAUACCUGAUCUUGCUGCUGCCACCUCUGGCAAAUGGCAACCUUUGCACACUCUUGCUGCAUCUGGAGAAUUUUACCUUGUCAAUGUUUUGUUGAAGCACUGCAGUGAUGUCAAUGUCCCAGACAAGGAAGGAUUGACUGCACUUCACAAAGCAAUUCUUUGCAAAAAGCAUGCUAUUUUUAAUUAUCUUUUGAGAGAAUCGGCAAAUCCAUUUGUUCGCGAUAAGGAAGGGGCUACCUUGAUGCACUAUGCUGUCCACACGGCAUCAAGUCAGAUGAUAAAAAUUCUUCUGUUGUAUAAUGUUGACAUAAACCUCGCGGACAAUGAUGGGUGGACGCCAUUACAUGUAGCUGUUCAAUCCCGCAGAACAGAUAUUGUGAGGCUUUUGUUAAUCAAGGGAGCUGAUAAGACCUUAAAAAACCGGGAUGGUUUAACCCCACUGGACCUUUGCCUUUAUUCUGGUCGAGACACAAGGACUUAUGAGCUCAUCAAGCUGAUGAAACAGUUUCCCAGCCACCCCAAACUGGUCUGA
Molecule: messenger RNA, 1074 nt
Organism: Ilex paraguariensis (yerba mate)
Lineage: Eukaryota; Viridiplantae; Streptophyta; Magnoliopsida; Aquifoliales; Aquifoliaceae
Source: the annotation of a GenBank genome assembly